AUGGGUGGAGCUCCGUCGGUCCCAACGGACCCGUCUCGGCGGAUCCAGGUUAUCGGAGCCGGCUACUCCCGGACGGGGACGGUUUCCAUGCAACUAGCCCUGGAAAAACUCCUCAACGGUCCCGUCAUGCAUGGAGGCACACAGAUUCUCCACCGUGAAGAUGCGUACCUGAAAAAAUGGGCUCAAGCAUAUGAGUUCAAGCGCAAGGGCGACAAGGCCCGUCUUCACAAACUACUGGAAGAGAUCUUCGCCGGCUUCGUGGGCUGCACCGACAUGCCUCCUAUCGACUUUGUUCCCGACUUGCUCGAGGUCUAUCCGGACGCCAAAGUCGUGCUCACAACACGAGAUCCCGAGAAAUGGGCCAAAAGUAUCCGUCCAGUUGCAAACAAUGCGUCCUUAUGGUGGCUCCCGUAUCUAAUGUGGCCGGUGCCCGGCUGGAGGUGGUUUCCCACCCUCAUUAGAGAGUUUUCGAAUUCGAGCAUCGCGAUUAAGGAUCUCGACGACACCCAGACGGACCCGUAUCUUGCACUGCUUUCCAAUUGGAAUCGCAUCAUUCAAGAGAUGGUGCCAGCAGACAGACUACUUAUCAUGGAACUCAAGGAUGGGUGGGAGCCUUUGUGCAAGUUCUUGAAUGUACCAGUUCCGAAUGAGCCACUGCCAAGAGCCAAUGAUUCAGCCGCGGCGGAGAAGGCAGCUCUCGAUGUGAUCCGCAAGUUGAUGGGAAUAUGGAGCGGAAUAUUCGGGACAUUUGGCGUUCUCUCCUUUGCAGCCUGGAAACUACGGAAGACCAGAUAG
Messenger RNA from Colletotrichum karsti, 795 nucleotides. RefSeq names its product nad dependent epimerase dehydratase. NCBI's taxonomy places the organism in Eukaryota, Fungi, Ascomycota, Sordariomycetes, Glomerellales, Glomerellaceae. The transcript has 3 exons. The record is from RefSeq and is a predicted model, not a curated record. Bases 1 to 795 code for a protein of 264 amino acids.